AUGCUACAGAAGGUGGAUGAAGUCAAAGGCGGACAAGGAACAAUCGGAUCAUCAAGUGCUACGGGAUUCGUACCAGAUCCCAAUGUUCGUCUAACCCUAGACGCCGAUGGUGUCGUAUCAAAGUUCUCGACGCCUCCUGUUUCAACAAGACCGAAGCUUGGCGACUUCCCAACCAAGCAUUUCUCUGCAACCCCUAACCCUGGGAUCGAUUUAGGGUUUCAGUUACUGAACUCGGCGUCGACGGGCUUCUUUGCUGGAAUUUUCCGGCAACACAGAGUAAGGGCUCUAGUACAAGAUCAGUUCUUGAAAGAGCAACGUGUGGAGAAUGAAGCGUCCUUUCUCCGACGGGGAAAAAACCGAACAUGAGAUCACAGCUGUUUGGUCAGAAAUCUUUUAGCAGCA
Tarenaya hassleriana is the source of this 402-nucleotide messenger RNA. RefSeq lists its product as uncharacterized. Bases 1 to 366 code for a protein of 121 amino acids. The record is from RefSeq and is a predicted model, not a curated record. The transcript is spliced from 4 exons. Lineage: Eukaryota; Viridiplantae; Streptophyta; Magnoliopsida; Brassicales; Cleomaceae.